Messenger RNA from Kluyveromyces marxianus DMKU3-1042, 1605 nucleotides. It is a transcript of the gene PLM2, whose product is annotated as FHA domain-containing protein. Bases 1 to 1605 code for a protein of 534 amino acids. NCBI's taxonomy places the organism in Eukaryota, Fungi, Ascomycota, Saccharomycetes, Saccharomycetales, Saccharomycetaceae. The transcript has a single exon. Gene Ontology annotation, molecular function: protein binding. The record is from RefSeq and is a predicted model, not a curated record.
AUGGAUUCCCAGUUUCCACCAUCCUCGCCUAUAGCUAGCUCCCAUCAAUACGAUCUUCAAAAUCCGUUUUAUCAACCAGAAAAGGAUGCUGAUGGGGUACACUCCUCUCCAACUUUGAGGCUGUUCAAGAACAAAGAUGAGACUAAGAAAGAGCCAAGAAAGGAUUAUCCAACUCCUCAUCCUUCAUCAACUACAGGCAGGUCUUCUUCUCCUGUAAGGGGGCUUGUGGAUGAAAUAGCUUCCUCCGACUAUGAAAUCGAGAGACAACUGGAAACUGAGCUUAAAAAAGUGAACCUUAUUGACAUUACAUUGGACCCAAGGGAUAGUUCCAGACUGUGUAUUGGAAGGAAGAAGUCAGUUUGUGACAUUCACCUCCCUCGUGCAAAAAAUAUUUCUAGACAACACGCGUUCAUCUCUUAUAUUAGCGAAUCGAAUGAAAUUAAACUUGAAUGUAAUGGGACUAAUGGCCUUGUAGUUUCAUUCCCUCGGAAAUUAUCUCAUGUGCUCAUAAAGAGAUUAAAAUCGUCUAACGUUUACGAACUUGUUACAAAUGAUAAGGUUGGUAAUGGUGUAGCAGUUACCUCUGAGGAAAAGGAAUUACUGAAAUCUACAUAUUUGACAUCUUUCGUGCUAUUGAAGGGCGAAAGUGUGAUCAUGCCAUAUAUGAAGGAUACCAUUAUUGAUUUUAGACGGUGCGAAGGACGUUUAAGGUUACAGGAUGUUACAACUGACGAAGAGGAUGCAGCAAACGCGACAGAAACUGAAGACGAGGCAGAAAGAACCGAGGUACAUUUGGGUGACUUGAAUGAUAAUGAAAAUAAGUUUGUGUUCCACUCGGGGGAUUCUAAGAAAACAAUUAUCCCGCUAAAGGAAAUCGAACGGUCUCCUCCUACACCUAAAUGCAAAGUUCCAUCGGUAUCUCCUAUAGCCAUAAGAAACAGCACACUCUCAAACCCCUCUAAUGUGGAGAAAACUGAGGAGAAAACUGAGGAGAAAACUGAGGAGAAACCAACUAUGACACCUUAUAGCUCGUUUACCUUAAAAACACCAACCGCCCCAAAGAAGGUUGAAACAAUUAAGUUGCUAGAGAGCAAUUCUACACCAAUAAACCGUAAAUCUGGAGAGAUUUCCGAUGAAAAUCGUCGUCGUAAACUAAAUACACCUUCUCCAAAGAAGAAGUUGAAAAAGAAGAGUAGAAAGCAAAACACUCAUGAAGAGUUAAGCAGUGAAGAUAUCCUAGCAGGGUUGACUGCAAAGGGAAUUGAUUACAGGGAGUUACAACACGUUUUGGCUAAUCAUUUAGCUUUCUCUAAUAUUCAACAGGUUCCAUUGUUCCAACUACAAGAUGUCAAUUCAACGAUAUCAAACUUGAGCCGUACCCAACUACGAGCAAUACUUAAUGAUGAACAAUGCAUUGGUGUGAUUUAUCGUACCGGUAAAGACGCUGCUGGAAAACCAUUGGAUGAAGAAUAUUACUAUGAUAUGGAAAAUGACCCAGAUAAUGACAGAAGGCAGUUGGUUGCAUCACUCAAAGGUGGUAGAUCUGGCCUUAGAUCGUGUAGAAGAGUACACAAACAAUACUUUUGGAAGAAACCUGCCAAAUAA